AUGUAUGAAAUUUGGGAUGCUGAGAAUUCAAUGGUGAUGAUGUGGCUUGUGAACUCCAUGGAGGAAGAGAUCAGCCCGAACUACAUGUGCUUUUCUAUAGCAAAGGAAUUGUGGGAUGAAGUCACUGCCAUGUACUUUGAUUUGGGUAAUCAAUCCCAAAUCUACGAAUUUAACUUGAAGCUCGUUGAGAUUCGGCAAGGCAGCGACAUCGUCACCACAUACUUCAAUUCUUUGAAACGUAUAUGGCAGGAUCUGGAUAUCUUCAACACUUAUGAGUGGAAAAGUCCUGAUGAUUGCAAGCAUUAUUAA
Diospyros lotus (date-plum) is the source of this 309-nucleotide messenger RNA. RefSeq lists its product as uncharacterized. The record is from RefSeq and is a predicted model, not a curated record. Lineage: Eukaryota; Viridiplantae; Streptophyta; Magnoliopsida; Ericales; Ebenaceae. Bases 1 to 309 code for a protein of 102 amino acids. The transcript has a single exon.